GCGUGUCGGAGUUCCGCAGGGCGAGGAGCGGGGAGGCGCUGCCCAGCCCUCGCACCAUAACCACGGAGAUCUGCCUCGACAGGAACGUGGAGUCGGCCUCGAUGUCCAUGCUUCACAUGACCCUCGGGCAGUUCCUCGACCAUGACCUCGAUUUCUCGCCUGUGGCUAAAGGCGAGGGCGGGAAGGCCUUGCCAUGCUGCCCUGACGUUUUGGGCGACGAUCUCUCGCUAAUGCACCCGGAAUGCGCACCUAUCGGCAUCCCCAAGAACGACCCCUUCUACACCGCCUUCAACCAGACCUGCAUGGAGUUCGUGCGCUCCGUGGCCGACUCGGGGUGUGAGCUGGGACCUCGAAUGCAAAUCAACGAAAAAACCGCUUAUCUGGACGCUUCUGUUAUCUACGGAACCGACAAAGCGCAGAGUGAUUCUUUGAGGAUGUUUGAGGGCGGGAUGUUGGACUACCAGAUAAGCAAGGGCGAGGAAUUGCUUCCGGCCAACCCCAGCGCAGCCGAGGAGUGCAACAAGGAGGCAAUGGCGAGCGAAGGCCACUUCUGUUUCAAGUCGGGAGACAUGCGCGUGAACGUCCAGCCCCUCCUGACGGCGCAGCACAUCCUCUGGUCCCGCCGCCACAACCACAUCUCCAAGGACCUCGCCGAACUCAACCCCAAGUGGGACGACGAGAGGAUUUUCCAGGAAACGAGGAGGAUCGUCGUCGCUGAAUUCCAGCACGUGAUCUACGCGGAGUAUGUCGCCAGCGUCCUCGGCCCCACCCACAUGAAGCACUACAACCUCCGCCCACUCAAGGGAGACAAACGAACGAACACCUACUACGAGGGCGUCAACGCAGCCAUCAGCGCCCCUUUCUCCGGAGCCGCUUUUCGAUUCGGACACAGCCAGAUUCCAGGCAAUCUGCAAGAGAUGGACGCCAACGGGGACGCAACAUCCCAUUCCAUGUCAUCGUCUUUUAUGAAUCCCUUCUCACUGUACAACAAGGGAGUCCUCACGAACCUUCUGCGGGGGGAGCUGGCCCAGAGCGCGACGCAGGUGGACUGUUUCUUCUCACCACAGGAACAUCUUCAUCUCUUGUUUCUGGAAAAUCGAGGUCUAAACUUACAUAGGACCUGGAAAUACGUGCUUCAGUCUAGUACCUUUUCCACCUUAGGGUGA
Molecule: messenger RNA, 1166 nt
Organism: Penaeus indicus
Lineage: Eukaryota; Metazoa; Arthropoda; Malacostraca; Decapoda; Penaeidae
Product: chorion peroxidase-like
Exons: 9
Biological process (GO): response to oxidative stress
Molecular function (GO): peroxidase activity; heme binding
Source: RefSeq, a predicted model, not a curated record